Molecule: messenger RNA, 3273 nt
Organism: Malurus melanocephalus (red-backed fairy wren)
Lineage: Eukaryota; Metazoa; Chordata; Aves; Passeriformes; Maluridae
Gene: GORASP1
Product: golgi reassembly stacking protein 1
Exons: 9
Coding region: 81-1373 (430 amino acids)
Biological process (GO): Golgi organization
Cellular component (GO): Golgi apparatus
Molecular function (GO): protein binding
Source: RefSeq, a predicted model, not a curated record
UGCUCGGGGCCGCCGCCGCCUGAGGGCCGGUCCGGUCCGGUCCGCUCGGGUCCCGGCGGAGCGCUGGCGGGGCGGCCGCCAUGGGGCUGGGAUCCAGCUCCGAGGGCCCCGGCGGCGGCGCCGAGGGCUUCCACGUGCACGGGGUUCAAGAAAACUCCCCAGCCCAACAAGGAGGACUGGAACCUUUCUUUGAUUUCAUCAUUGCCAUAGGACACACGAGGCUUAACAAGGAAAACAAUAUGUUGAAAGACCUGCUGAAGGCAAAUGCUGAGAAGGCAGUGAAGCUGGAGGUGUAUAACAUCAAAACAAUGAAAAUACGAGAGGUAGAGGUGAUCCCCAGUAACAUGUGGGGAGGACAAGGCCUCCUUGGAGCCAGCGUGAGGUUCUGCAGCUUCCAGGGAGCAAAUGAACACGUCUGGCAUGUCCUGGACGUUGAGCCAUCGUCUCCUGCAGCUCUGGCUGGUCUCCAGCCAUACACUGACUACGUUGUUGGAUCUGAUCAGAUUCUCCAGGAGUCAGAGGAUUUCUUUUCCCUGAUUGAAUCCCAUGAGGGGAAGCCACUGAAGCUGAUGGUUUAUAACACUGAAGCAGAUUCCAUCCGAGAGGUAGUUGUGACUCCCAAUGGAGCUUGGGGUGGAGAAGGAAGUUUAGGAUGUGGCAUAGGAUAYGGCUAUUUGCACAGAAUUCCAACACAGUCCAUGACAUCAAAGAAAAAGCCAGAAAGCAUAUCACCUUCACCCUCGCCAGAAGUUGGAACUCCUGUGCCAUCCACUAAUGGUUACACAGAGACUCCAUUAUUGGCACCUACCUCUCAGAAUGACAGCUCUGAAACAGUUAUGAACUUAGAUCAUCCCACAGAGCAAGACAUGAGUGGUUAUUCACCAGAAAGCUCCCUUUCUCCUCCUCCCCCUCUCCAGAGAGUUAUGGAUCCAGGAUUUCUGGAUAUGUCUGGAAUUUCAGUUUCUGAGCUCACAAGCUUAACAGAAGUGUCCAACCUCCCCCCAUCUGCCUCCUUCAACAUGCCAGCAGCAGAUGUUUCCGCAGGCCCUGAAACAUUCAUGUCAAAUAGCGAAGCCUCUGCUUAUUUUGAAAAUGCUACAGCUUUGGACCCUGAAGGUGUAACCCUGUAUCCUGAAGGAUCAAGCACRCAGCCCACAUUGGAUGCCCUCCUGCCUUCAAUUCCAUCUUUACCUUCUCUUGAUCUUCCUCACGACAUUUCUUCAAAAACAACACUAGGAACUGAUGCUGAUAACCAGGAAUCCAAGGUGCUUGUGAACAGCAYUGAGAGCUCAUUAACCACUGCUCCAGACACACCAGAGGAUGAAGCAGCAAGUGAACAGAAAGGAGAAGCAGCUGCACAGGAUCCUGAGUGAAAUGGACCCUGCUGGUGUUUACAGACAGCUGAAUGCUGCAGUGCUACAACUUGGAAUAGUUUCCUGAUYUUGAAAGACUUACAGUUACUCUAUUUUGUUAGUGUAGACAAUACUAGAAGAGAAAUCACAUGAAGUACAUAUACUGUUGUCUUCUCCAAUCACUGUUUAAUGGAUUGGUCUAUACUCAGAAUUUGAAUGCUGUCCAAAAUCACCAGAUCAAUAGAGAAAUUGAUGCAGAAACAAGUUGGACACUGACAAAAUGUCAAGUUCCGGAAUUCACAUUUGCCUACAAGUGCUCCUGAAUGUACUUAUGAAGGCACUGUGCCUGAACAGUGACACUUAGUGAUGAUUUUUAUCAGUAUGUUUGAUGACAUUAAAAAUAUUUAUAGUUUUGAUUUGUUAGAAAGCUUUUCUAAUGGUACACCUUGAUUAGUUCUCGUGACUUGCAAGGCAUUUCUUACACUAAGAUACUUUUACUCCUAUUUACUAUUGUACUCUUACAAGACUUUUAUUUUUCUUGGUUUAAGUCCCUUCUCUGCAGCAGUUCUUUAUGUACCUCCUUUAUACCUACUUGCAGGAAUGAAAUACAAUGGGGUUUGAAGCUGCAGCCCCAAAUGGGACAAAGCCAUGGUGGUGGAUCUUGUUAUUCACUUCUGCUCUUCCCUGGACCAGAUGGUGGCCUUGCAGUUAAAUAAACAUAAUAAACAGUUAAAUAAUAAAAUUGAGGAGGUAGGGAAUGUCAGUGGUUACUUGAAACAAGUGAAGAUGAUUUUAAAGUAGGGUGAUGAACCUUUUUGGUGCAGAUUGAAGGUCUUGGCUUCUGUAUUGACUGAGAAAUAGCUUUUCUUUGUUUGUGCUUUCCUAUUUACUCAUUUCUAUUUUUAUACAAAUCGUAAAUUUAAGACAUGGGGCUCUUGUGCAGCACCAGCAAUUGCUUUUUUGUAGCUUUUUUGUUUGCACUUGUCUCCAAAUCGCUUCUGAAUGUAACGGCAAACAUGACAUAAACAAUGAAAGACGGGUGGUUUUAUAACCCUCAGGGCAGUGAUGUAUCAUGGAAUGUCAAAGCUGCUGAUAGCAAAUAAUACAGUUACUGUGGUGAAAAUCCUUUCUAAAUUAAGAGGAUGGCAUACAAGACUGUGUUGUGUUUAGGCUAUAAACUAAAGUACACAUACUUAGCACACUAUUGCCUGAUUCCCUUUUCCCUGCCCUGUCUCCUGCUCUGUUUCUGCACUGCAGAUCAGUGACUGACAGCUGACUGGACUGAAAUUUGGUACUGAUGCAGGGGAGUCCUACAGAUCUGCCUGUGACAGCUCAGCUUCAGCCAAAGGAUGCAGGCAAGUCACAGCACAUGAGGGCUUCACAUGAGUCCACCCUGACAUGAAAUCUGUCCUUGAUAGUUCUGCAUCUCUGGUGUUAGUCUGAAAUACUGCAAGUACAGUAGUUCUGAACAGGAUUGUCACAAUAGCUGUUGCUCUAAAGAAUGUAUUGAGCUCUAAGUGCAGGCAGUAGAAUUGACAGUGGAUUCUAGUCUGCUAAAUGGUCUGUUAAUUGUGAGCCAAUUUUAUUUUCUAUAUUACUAAAUUAAAUUCCCUGUUCUCUUCCCCCAGCUGACUGUUACAAGGGUGAACAGCCAAACACUAAAAAUAAAUGUAGUUUAAACUAUUCCUAAGUUUGUUUGAUCUUGGAGCCUGAUGCCUGAAGACAUCUARGUGGUGUUUUAUUGAUGUUGUUUAUUUAGGACUGUUUCUACUCUAGCUCACAAAUGGCUGUAAGAGSGUAAUGUCUCAUUUAAGUCACCAUAAACACGUUUUAGAAAUCUAAGAGCAGGGAGUGUCAAAACUCAUCCUAAAUUUCAAAUGUCACCAUAAUAAAUGGCUUAAACUUACUUCAGCCUGUGUCC